Messenger RNA from Megalops cyprinoides (Indo-Pacific tarpon), 1814 nucleotides. It is a transcript of the gene psen1, whose product is annotated as presenilin 1. The record is from RefSeq and is a predicted model, not a curated record. The transcript is spliced from 11 exons. Gene Ontology annotation, molecular function: cadherin binding; beta-catenin binding; aspartic endopeptidase activity, intramembrane cleaving. Gene Ontology annotation, cellular component: endoplasmic reticulum; cell cortex; lysosomal membrane. Bases 208 to 1590 code for a protein of 460 amino acids. Gene Ontology annotation, biological process: negative regulation of apoptotic process; protein processing; membrane protein ectodomain proteolysis. NCBI's taxonomy places the organism in Eukaryota, Metazoa, Chordata, Actinopteri, Elopiformes, Megalopidae.
GAGAAUUUAUGAUUUUCCUAAGUUGUGGAGUGAGACUGAGCGAAUGAGAACAACAAUCAAGAGCCGAAGUGUUUAAAACGUGUUCAUGCAGAGUUCGGGCAACAACCUUUCAUAUAUACAAGGAACAACAGCAGCUUACGCACCUUACUGUUCAACGUUUGAAGAGCUUGAAUUGUAUGUAAGAGGAAGAGGAUAACCAGCUGUCCAAUGGCUGACUUUGUCGAAAUAACGCACAACAGUGUGUGUCUCCAGUCCCCACAGCAGUUGAAUGAGGGAACAGAGCCACAUCGGCACCCCGAGGCACGGGGGCCCGAAGGGAGGGGUAGGGGGGAGACGGAGCUGAACGGGCAGCCCCCCACCGCCCGCCCAGCUACCGCUCAGGUAGCAGACAGCGAGGAGGACGAAGACGAGGAGCUGACGCUGAAGUAUGGCGCCAAGCACGUCAUCAUGCUCUUCGUUCCCGUCACGCUCUGCAUGGUGGUGGUCGUGGCAACCAUCAAGUCGGUCAGCUUCUACACGCAGAAUGACGGGCAGCUGAUAUACACACCUUUCCCUGAGAACACCGAGACAGUGGGGCAGCGCGCCCUCAACUCCAUCCUCAACGCUGCCAUCAUGAUCAGUGUCAUCAUCGUCAUGACCCUGGUGCUGGUGCUGCUCUAUAAAUACCGCUGCUACAAGGUGAUAAACGGCUGGCUCUUCAUCUCCUCGCUGCUACUGCUCUUCUUCUUCUCCUUCAUCUACCUGGGAGAGGUGUUUAAGACCUAUAACGUGGCCAUGGACUUCAUCACGCUGGCAGUGAUCAUCUGGAACUUCGGCGUGGUGGGGAUGAUCUGCAUCCACUGGAAGGGCCCGCUGCGCCUCCAGCAGGCCUACCUCAUCAUGAUCAGUGCCCUCAUGGCCCUUGUCUUCAUCAAAUACCUGCCCGAGUGGACCGCCUGGCUUAUUCUCGCCGUCAUCUCUGUCUACGACCUGCUUGCAGUGCUGUGUCCCAAGGGUCCCCUUCGUAUUCUGGUGGAGACGGCGCAGGAGAGGAACGAGCCCAUCUUCCCUGCUCUCAUCUAUUCCUCAACCAUGGUGUGGCUGGUUGGCAUGGCAGACAAUGGGGAGAGCAGGAAGAACAACACCUCCACCUCUGCAGACGCUGAGAACCAGGCCCCGCCCCAGCAGAGUGAGGACGACGGGGGCUUCACGUCGGAAUGGGUGGGGCAGCAGGAGCACCAGCUGGGCCAACUGCAGUCCACCGAGGAGUCGAGGCGCACGGUCCAGCAGAUGCCCUCCGCCCGACCGCCCGCAGACCCUGCCGACGAUGAGGAGAGGGGCGUGAAGCUGGGCCUGGGAGACUUCAUCUUCUACAGCAUGCUGGUGGGAAAGGCUUCAGCGACCGCCAGCGGAGACUGGAACACCACACUAGCGUGCUUCGUUGCCAUCCUCAUUGGUCUGUGUCUCACCCUGCUCCUCCUGGCCAUCUUUAAGAAGGCCCUUCCUGCCCUGCCCAUAUCCAUCACCUUUGGCCUCGUCUUCUACUUUGCCACGGACAACCUGGUUCGGCCCUUCAUGGACCAGCUGGCUCUGCACCAGUUCUACAUUUAGCCGGAUCCCCUUCCUCCUCAUUCACCCUUGUGCUCCGUUUGAUUCCACCACUGAGGACUUCUGCCAAAGGCCCUGUGACUCACCCAUCCUCACAGGGGUACAUGGGGGUACCUCUCCCCCCUCACCCCUCCUGGGCUGGACUGGACUAGACUAAAUUUUGUUGUAUUUUUUUGUGCACGGAAGGGACUUUCUUUUGCUCACCUCGAUUAACUUUUCUUCUGUUU